This is a messenger RNA of Melanotaenia boesemani (Boeseman's rainbowfish), 3149 nucleotides long. It is a transcript of the gene anapc5, whose product is annotated as anaphase promoting complex subunit 5. The transcript is spliced from 18 exons. Gene Ontology annotation, cellular component: anaphase-promoting complex. The record is from RefSeq and is a predicted model, not a curated record. Gene Ontology annotation, molecular function: protein binding. The coding region runs from base 97 to 2475 and encodes 792 amino acids. Gene Ontology annotation, biological process: anaphase-promoting complex-dependent catabolic process; positive regulation of mitotic metaphase/anaphase transition; protein K11-linked ubiquitination. NCBI's taxonomy places the organism in Eukaryota, Metazoa, Chordata, Actinopteri, Atheriniformes, Melanotaeniidae.
GGGCGGUUUGAAAGGAAGAGGGGGUUCUUGUAAACUUGCUUGCACAAAUUAUGUGGCGAGACCGAUAAUAUCUGCAUGCUCUAAAUACUAGAUGUGAUGUGCAAGUUGGAUGAGGACAAACGCUUGUGUAAUUUAUCUUUUAGUAAACUGAAGAUGGCGAGCGUGCAUGAAAGUUUGUACUUCAACCCUAUGAUGACAAACGGUGUGGUCCACGCUAACGUGUUUGGCAUUAAAGACUGGGUGACUCCGUAUAAAAUCUCCGUCUUGGCGCUGCUGCAUGAGAUGACCGCUUCCAAGAUGACACUUCCAGAAAGAAGACGACUGAACAAGCUUAUUCUUCCCCUUCAGCAGGGUCCAGAUUUGACACUCGGUCAGUUCCUCAAGACGGUGGAGGAGUGUUGUCCUCAGACUGCAUAUGCUGUCAAAAUCAGGCUACAUGAAAUGGCAGAUGGAGAACUGAAAGAUAUGGAGUCCUUUUUUUCAACUCUUCCCACCCCAUUCACUGCUUUUGACUCUGAAGCUUAUAAAACCAGUGUUGUGGGUCUUUUUAUGAGGCACAUGCUGCUGGCGUACAACAAGCUAUCUUUCAGUCAAGUUUACAAACUGUACAAGUCUCUGCAGCACUACUAUCACAGUCACUAUGCCAAGCCUGCACAUGGGCGAGUGGGUUUGCCGGUGCUGGUUGCAGAUGUCUCAGAUAUGGACCUCACCAGCACUGAGGACACAGUGGGAGACAGAGUGGACAAAGAGGAGGUGGAUGCCCCAUUGCAUGUGUCAGAGCUACGAAGUGACAAUGCUCCAAGCAAAGGUCCGCUAUCACAAAAACAAGCGGAGUAUUUUCUUGCAAGACAGGCAUAUCUCCUGAAGAACGACGAGAACAAAGCUCUAAAGCCUGCUUCACUGCAAGAAGAGCUCAAUAACAUGUUGAAGUUUAACCCAGAUUUUGCUGAAGCUCACUAUCUGAACUACUUGAACAGCAUGAGAGUCCAGGACAUCUUCAUCUCUGCUCACAGCCUCUUACAUUAUUUUGACCGCCUCAUUUUGUCAGUUAAUGAGGGAAAAAGCAACGGCGAUGAAGGCUACGGUCGAAGUCUUCGCUACGCUGCUCUUAACUUAGCGAGCCUACACUGUCGCUUUGGCCACUACCAGCAGGCGGAUUUGGCUCUGCAGGAGGCCAUUCGCAUAGCCCAGGAGUCCAAUGAUCAUGUGUGCUUGCAGCACUGUUUGAGUUGGCUCUACACACUUAAACAGAUGAAGGGUUCGGACAGCACAGUGUUAACAGAGGACUCUGUGAAAAUGGCCGCCCAUUUCUGCCUCCCAUAUCUAGCAUCUCUGGGCAUUCAGUCGUUAGUCCAGCAGGGGGCGACACAGGGUAAGACUGCCCACAAACUGAUGGAUGCACUGAAGGACACAGACAUCCUGCACUGGAAGCACAGUCUGUCGGAGCUGAUCGAGAUCAGCUUGGCUCAGACUACAUCCAUAUGGAGGAUGUACGGGAAGAGCACCAUGGCUCUGCAGCAGGCCCAGCUGCUUCUCAACAUGAGCAGUCUGGAGUCGGUCAACUUCGGGGUCCAGCAAAACAACACAGAGGCGUUUGCCGUGGUUCUCUGUCACUUGGCCGAGCUGCAUGCUGAGCAGGGCCUCUACAAUGCUGUUACAGAGAUUUUUCAGCAUUUGAAAGAACAGUUUCCUUCUCACACACAACAUGCAAAGCUCUGGAUGCUGUGUGACCUGAAAAUCCAGUUUGAGAGACAUAUGAACGAAGGGAAAUUCCAUUUGGCAGAACUGCUAGUAACGGCUAUCUCUGCCUUGAACAAAACAGAAGGCCUAUACAGGAAAGCUCUAGUUCUGAAGGCUCUCAACCGCAGCACUGAAGCGUACAGCAUCUUACAGCGGCUGCAGGUUCAAUGUGAGAAGACCAAGACCACAGAGAUAAUUAUCAGAGUGAUGCUGUCCACUGCUGAGCUUCACUGGGAGUCAUCUGGCUUCGCCACAGCUCUUCCUAUCCUCCUGCAGGCCUUGGCUCUGGCCAGACAGCACCACCUACAGUCCCUGGCCUCAGAAGCCAUCCUUCAUCUGGCUUUCACUCAGCUGAUGCUGGGAGUCCCUGAGCAGGCUCUGAGUGUACUUCAUGAAGCCAUGGAGCCCGUUCUGGCCCACGGAGCUGUCAUUGACAAAGGCCGUGCCUUGCUGCUGGCAGCUCGUUGUCAGAUGGCAGUGGCUGGAUUCAGGCCAAACAUACAAGGUCAACCAGAUUUGCACUUGGCAGCUUUGGCUGUUGACACGCUUAACGAGGCUACCGCCUAUUUCAUCAAGCUGAACUGUAAGGAGCGGCUUCGGGACGUCCACUACCUGCAGGCUCAGCUCCACCGCUCCCUCGGACACACCUCACAGAGCAACAAAAGCGCCAUGCUGUUCCGACUGCUGGACAGGGAGCUGCAGUCGCCAGCACCUCCUGUCUCUAUGAGACUUUAGCCACGCACUCGUUCCAAUAAAACCAAGACUUCUCCUUUUAACUGUGGGGUUGAGUUGCAGCAACUCACCACUAGAUGGUAGUGAGAUUCUGUUCUGCCUUUCUUCAAACUGAAGCAUUUCAUUUAUAAAUAUUUUGAAGUGGCGAUAAAUUUAACUCAUGGCAGAUGGUGCCUAGAUGAUAAUUUAACAAAACAAUGUCAGCAGCCAUGAAUAAAAUGAAUUUCAAAUAAAUGAAGAAUGUAUACAUUGUGUCAUAACUUGUGGUUAGGUAGGUUUGAGCGAUGGUCUUAAACAUAGCAUGCGGUUUGGUAGCUUCUGCCAACCGCUGAGGUUGGUCUGGCAGACACAAAUGUUCGGUUACUAAAUGAUGAAAAAAUGUUACAAGUUUAUCAGAGGCUGUCACAGCUCUGCUGAUUUAUCUGGUACUUUUUGAUGAAUGAGGGUGAUUAUCACAGUUCGCUGCUGGAUGAAUGUGCUUCAUUUGCCUAGAUGAUCCAUAUUUUGCCCAUAAGAAUACAGAUGAAGCUAGAAUUUUAAAGAAUCAUGCUCACGUUAGGUUAUGAUGGGACUGCACGCGCUUGUUUAUCCUCAACCCUCCAAACCUUCCUGCUGCAUCAGUUUAAGUACCAUUUUUGAUUUUGUUACUUUCUGUUGAUUAAAGAUUUCAGGAAUUU